Messenger RNA from Oryza sativa Japonica Group (Japanese rice), 2412 nucleotides. RefSeq names its product leucine-rich repeat extensin-like protein 3. The record is from RefSeq and is a predicted model, not a curated record. Gene Ontology annotation, molecular function: protein binding. NCBI's taxonomy places the organism in Eukaryota, Viridiplantae, Streptophyta, Magnoliopsida, Poales, Poaceae.
UGCCUCUCACUCCCCCUCUCCUCCUCUCCUUUCUCUCUCUAAACCUCUCUCUCCUCUCUCUCUCUCUCUUGAGUUCUUGGUUGAUCGCCAUUGCCGCGGAGGAGCUAGAGGAGAUGAGAUGAGGGGUGCGGGGUUUCUGCUGCUCGUUGUGUUCGCCGUUGCCGUCGCCGGUGGGGCGGUGGCGGCGGCGGCGGAUUUGGACGGCGGCGAUGGUGGUGGUGGUGUGGCGGCGGAGUGGCGGUUUCCGAGCUCGAGGAUGCGGGACGCGUACGUGGCGCUGCAGACGUGGAGGCGGGAGGCCAUCUUCUCCGACCCCGGCAACCUCACCGCCGACUGGGUGGGCCCCGACGUGUGCAACUACACCGGCGUGUUCUGCGCGCCGCUGCCGUGGGAUCGCCGGGAGGUCGCCGUCGCCGGCGUCGACCUCAACCACGGCGACAUCGCCGGGUACCUGCCCCCCGAGCUCGGCCUGCUCGCCGACCUCGCGCUGCUCCACCUCAACUCCAACCGCUUCUGCGGCGUGCUCCCGGCCACCCUCCGCCGCCUCCGCCUCCUACACGAGCUCGACCUCAGCAACAACCGCUUCGUCGGGAGGUUCCCCGAGGUGGUGCUCGACAUGCCCGCGCUCCGGUUCCUCGACCUCCGCUUCAACGACUUCGAGGGCGGGGUGCCCCGCCAGCUGUUCGACCGGCCGCUCGACGCCAUCUUCCUCAACCACAACCGCUUCCGCUUCGACCUCCCGGACAACUUCGGCAACUCGCCGGUCUCCGUCAUCGUCCUCGCGCACAACAGCUUCGGCGGCUGCCUCCCGGCGAGCCUCGGCAACAUGUCCGGGACGCUCAACGAGAUCUUGCUCAUCAACACGGGCCUCAGCUCCUGCCUGCCGCCGGAGGUCGGGAUGCUGCGAGAGGUGACGGUGUUCGACGUGAGCUUCAACCGGCUCGCCGGCCCGCUGCCGUCGGCGGUGGCCGGGAUGAGGAAGGUGGAGCAGCUCGACGUCGCGCACAACCUGCUCACGGGGGCGAUACCGCAGGCGGUGUGCGAGCUGCCGCGCCUCAAGAACUUCACCUUCGCGUACAACUUCUUCACCGGCGAGCCGCCGUCCUGCGCGCACGCCGUGCCGCGCUACGGCGACCGGAGGAACUGCCUGCCCAACCGCCCCGCCCAGCGGACGCUGCGGCAGUGCGCCGCGUUCUUCGCGCGCCCUCCCGUCAACUGCGCCGCGUUCCAGUGCAAGCCGUUCGUCCCGGCCCUGCCGCCACCAUCGCCGCCACCACCAUCACCGCCGCCGCCUUCGCCACCGCCGCCAUCCCCACCGCCACCGUCGACAUCACCGCCUCCGCCUUCACCACCACCGCCAUCUCCACCGCCACCAUCGCCUCCACCGCCUGCACCAAUCUUCCACCCACCGCAGCCGCCGCCGCCGCCGCCACCACCCGCGCCACAACCGCAUCCGCCAUGUCCGGAGCUGCCGCCACCACCACCGCCGCCGCCACCCUGCGGCGGCGCAACACCAGCAUUGUCACCACCACCACCACCACCUUACUACCCCGGGCCAUGGCCACCUGUCCAUGGAGUACCAUAUGGCUCACCACCACCUCCCCCUCUGCAACACCACAGCUCAUGGCCACCGAUCCACAGCGUACCAUAUGGAUCACCACCUCCUCCCCCGCUGCAUUGAUAGAAUUUCUCCGAAGAAUGUUUGGAAACAUGCAUGUGUUCCGCUCUUGCUCCUCACAUCCGGCAAAUCGACAGCAGCGGAAGUCGCACACAAGUAUACGUGGUCAUUAUCGUUCUUAUUAGCUACUAGUGUUCUUGGUUGGUUGAUUGAUGACUACCGGCGUGAAGAGCGUAGUAAGGUGCACAAAAUUUUGUUUGGUUAUGAUUUGUCGGCGUCAGCAUCGAAACAGUUUGUGUUGCUGUGGUGUUGAAAGGGAUUGGGAAGUGGUGGGGGUGUGGGGAUUUGGAGGAUUUGGGAACAUAUGAUUGAUGGCUAAUUGGGUUGUGAAUAAUAAGGAAAAGUUUGAGAGGGACAGGAGGGUUUGGCAGAGGAUUGUAGGUGCAGGGAUAUAUGUGGUUGUAUAGAUGAGAAUCAUGAGUUCAGUUCAGUUAAAUUCAGUAGUAGUAAGACAUAAGUUUUAGAACAAAAGGAUUCUGUGUCAUUUCUUCCUGCUGUAUCACAAUUACUUCUGGCUAUUCAAUUCUUAUUAUUAUUUAGUAUGGAUUCUUGAGAGUUGUUCUUCUUAUGUGUUGGAUUGGAUUUGUUCUCUACUUGCUAGUGUUGUAAUCCUCUAGUUUGAUCAAUUGCCUUCUUUCUUUUCCUCCUGCUCUUUUCUGUUUUGUGAUGUGAAUUGCUGCUAGUGGUUACCCACUUUGCAGAGUAUAAAGAUUAAAAGAAACAUGUUCUGGUUU